Molecule: messenger RNA, 7231 nt
Organism: Rana temporaria (common frog)
Lineage: Eukaryota; Metazoa; Chordata; Amphibia; Anura; Ranidae
Product: arf-GAP with GTPase, ANK repeat and PH domain-containing protein 3-like
Exons: 19
Coding region: 101-3181 (1026 amino acids)
Cellular component (GO): nucleus
Molecular function (GO): GTPase activity; GTP binding; protein binding
Source: RefSeq, a predicted model, not a curated record
CCUCUCCCAGCCCUGCGUUCUCCUCCUCCGUCGUCCUCCGUCCUCUCAUGGCUGUGGAGGCCAGCCUCCGGCCUGUGGUGGCCCCCGGCCCCCGGACACGAUGAGAAGUGUGGAGCUCAGGCAUGUGUGUUCCUUGGACAGUAUGGAGCCGUCCAUCCAGCCAACAAAGACUGAUCAGUCCACCCAUCGGGCCGUCCAGGCUGCUGUUAGUGCGGCCAAACAUCAGAAACAGAGACCCAAAAGCCUGUGCUCGGUGGGGAACGGACUUACCACCAGCCCCAAGGCCGACCCGGGUCCCAGCUCUCUCGGAGGAUUGUUGGACCUCCUGAAGCAUCGGUCUGGGCGGAAGUGUGAGCCCCAAGGCCGUCCACCAUGCAACGGGACGAUGGGUUCCCCUCGGCCUUUUAGUAUGAGUGUUCUGGAUAUAAACCGUCUGAGUGGAGCUCCGGGGGCGUCUUUCUCCAGGAGGGAGUUCAGCCGCAGCUCCGGCUUCCUACGCGGUUCGUCCAUCUUCAGCAGCCAGCGAUGGAACGUCUUCGGGAACAAAACACCGGAACACAAGAAGAACCUCUCCUCAUCUCUGCGCAAAAGUUUCAGCUUCAGACUCCGGCGUUCGUCAGAGACCAGGAAGGAGGGCGAUUCCUGCCGAUCGCGCUGCCGCAGUGAAGACGACUCGUAUUCCUUGCACACCGCGCCGUCACGGAAGGAUCUCCGGGUCCCCGACGCUCCGGCCAAUGAGAGCAAGGAAAACAGAACCAGUUUUUGGAGGUUACUCACCAGCCCGUUCCGUAAGAAGGAGUACGCCACCAAUGAUGGCCGACACCGAGGUGAUGGGGGCAGGGCGGCCGAGCCGGUGCUGGUGGCACUAUCCUGCACUGAUAACCAAGGCCUUCUGGAUUCCUUUGUGAACAGUCAGGAAUGGACUCUGAGCCGCUCCGUCCCCGAACUCAAAGUGGGAAUUGUGGGGAAUCUCUCCAGCGGGAAAUCUGCAUUGGUUCACCGAUACCUGACCGGAACGUAUGUCCAGGAAGAGUCUCCAGAAGGUGGUCGGUUUAAGAAGGAGAUUGUGGUGGACGGACAGAGUUAUCUUCUGCUGAUCAGAGAUGAGGGGGGGCCCCCGGAGAUGCAGUUUGCUGCCUGGGUGGACGCCGUCGUGUUUGUCUUCAGCCUGGAAGAUGAGAUCAGUUUCCAGACCGUCUUCAAUUAUUACGCCCGUCUGUCCAGUUGUCGCAACACCGCCGAUGUUCCUAUGGUGCUUGUAGGGACACAAGAUGCCAUCAGUGCAACCAACCCGCGAGUGAUUGAUGACACCCGAGCCCGGAAACUGUCCAAUGACCUGAAGCGCUGCACUUACUAUGAGACCUGUGCUACGUAUGGCCUGAAUGUGGAGCGCGUCUUCCAGGAUGUGGCUCAGAAGGUGGUCGCCCUUCGUAAGAAGCAGCAACUUUCCAUUGGUCCUUGUAAAUCUCUCCCCAAUUCCCCAAGCCACUCCUCCGUGUCGGCUGCCACCAUUCCAUCCAUGCACAUUAACCAGGCCACCAAUGGUGCCGGAACAUUCAGUGACUACUCCUCCUCCGUUCCCUCUACUCCCAGUAUAAGCCAACGUGAACUGCGUAUCGAGACCAUCGCAGCCUCCAGUACACCAACCCCAAUACGCAAGCAAAGCAAGCGCCGUUCCAACAUCUUUACAUCUCGGAGGGGCGCAGAGGUGGACAGAGAGAAGAGAGCCCCGGACUGUAAAUCUGAGAGUGUUGGCAGUGGAAGAGCCAUUCCUAUCAAACAGGGUGUUCUUCUGAAGAGAAGUGGGAAAUCUCUGAAUAAAGAAUGGAAGAAGAAGUACGUGACGCUGUGUGAUAACGGAGUGCUGACCUAUCACCCGAGCCUGCACGAUUACAUGCAGAACAUUCAUGGCAAGAAAAUCGAUUUACUGAGAACCACGGUGAAGGUUCCGGGAAAGAGACUUCCGAGAGCCGGAGGACCCAACAGCCAAAUCCAGGGACAAACGGGGGGCACACUUUCCACCAACUCUUUGUGCUCGGAGCGCUCUGUCAGUGGUCUCAGUCUAUCGACGUUCAGUGGGAAGAGUGAUGGGGUCAGUCUGACCCAGAGGUCUUAUUCCGUCUGUAGCGGGGAGCAGUGGGGUGACACAGCAACAGGUUUCUCUCCAAGUGAUUCCCUCAGUCCAGCUCCAAAUUUUGGGGGCACAGCAAGUCCCAAACUAGAUCCUCCACCUUCUCCUCAUGCCAACCGCAAGAAGCACCGCAGGAAAAAGAGCAGUGGCCCACAGCGUCCAGAGGGGGCCCCUACUACGGGAGAGGAACCAGAAGAAUCGUACGGCUUUGUGAUCGUCUCGUUGACCGGCCAGAGUUGGCACUUCGAAGCUUCGGUGUAUGAAGAUCGGGAACUUUGGGUUCAGGCCAUCGAAAGCCAAAUCCUGGCCAGUCUGCAGAGCUGUGAGAGCACCAAGAAUAAGACACGGCUCGGCAGUCAGAGCGACGCUCUCGCCAUUCAGUCUAUCCGGAGUGUGAGGGGGAACAGCUUGUGUGUAGAUUGUGACACUCCCAAUCCGGACUGGGCCAGCCUAAACCUUGGAACGUUGAUGUGUAUAGAGUGCUCGGGAAUUCACCGCAACCUUGGGACACAUCUCUCUCGCGUGCGCUCUCUCGAUUUGGAUGACUGGCCGGUUGAACUUACUAUGGUCAUGAUGGCCAUUGGGAAUAGUCUGGCCAAUUCUGUGUGGGAGAACUGUACAGAGGGGUACAGCAAGCCGACCCCGGAGAGCUCCAGGGAAGAAAAGGAGCGGUGGAUUCGUGCCAAGUAUGAGCAGAAGCUUUUCCUGUGCCCCCUGCCAGUCUCUGACGUGCCCCUGGGACAGCAGCUCCUGCGAGCCGUGGUGGAGGAUGAUUUGCGGGUGGUGGUGACGUUGCUCGCUCACGGUACAAAGGAGGAGGUGAACGAAACGUACGGAGACGGCGAUGGGCGCUCGGCGCUUCAUCUCUCGGCAGCAAUGGCCAACGUUGUGUGCACACAGCUUCUCAUCUGGUACGGUGUGGAUGUGAAGUGCUGUGAUGCUCGCAGUCUCACUCCGCUUUCAUAUGCUCGUCGCGCUGGCAGCACGGAGUGUACGGAUAUUCUCCUCCAGUAUGGCUGCCCCAGUGACAGUUCAAGCCCUGCCCUGUAACCCCUGAGGACUCACGUGACACGACGCGGCGUUCCCGCUGGUGACCUGGCUCUGGCAGCCAUUUUUUAUUUUGUUUUAUUAUUGAUUCUCAGGAUUCAGGACUAUACCUCCGUGUCCCUGUGCUGACCCUCCAUCACAUGUUCUUGCUGCUCAUUGUUGUACGUGUCGGUCCUGCAGAGCAGCGUAUGUAACACUAGUACAAUCCUUAUCUAGCGGCAUUAUUCAAUGUAUUCAUGGCAGUGACUAUGCACAGCCUUGUGUGCACGAGACGGUUCAUAAGAAGAAUCAUGGAACAUCAGUUAUUAACAGUGUUAAGGUACAAGAAGGUACGUCCUGCUGAUGGUGUUCCCGGAACGCACAACGCCGUCUGCUACUUGAAACGCGUAAUGUAUAGAGUGUUAGUAUCUUCAUCACCUUUACAUUUCUGAAUAUAUGGUUUUUCAUGGUACCGAUAGUUGGAUCUGUUUGCUGGUCUCCCGUAUCUCUAUAGAUAUGUAUAUAUGUAUUAUAUGUAUAAGACUGUUGGCUGGAUAACACUUUGUGGGGAUAAAUGAAGCAUUUUGUGUUUACAUACAUUAUAGUAUUCGGUAUUGUAUAUUUACUUGACGCACGUCUUCUCUGAGCUGGAAGAAGGUGCCGAAAUCUUGACUUGACUCGCAGGUUCUCUUCUGCAUUAAAUCUGAAGACACGUAUAUAGUAGUAGGCCUUUGUUAGCAGAUCUCCAGGACCGGGGGGGGGGGGGGUUCCUAGGUCUGACAUUUAGAAAGGUCUGUGUGAGGAUCUGAUACUUUCCUCGAAUGUUUAAUGAUUGCCUCCAGAAUUCUUCAUUAUCUCACCCAUCCGUGAGCCGACCUUCAGUAUUAGGGAAGUGGGUCUUGGACAGCCAGUAGGUUGGAGCUCCUGGGAACAUCAAGUGAGAUGGAUCGGGGAUAGACUUCCUGGUCUGGUGGUAGACAUUGUAUGACAGACCUGGAUUAGAGGAUAAUGUAAGGCAAACUUUCUGGUCAGGAGGUAGACAUUGGGUGACAGGCGUUUCGGAUUAGUGUUGCAUGUCGAGGGACAGAUAACCUGGUCUAGAGGUAGACCUUGUCAAGGGACAACAAACCUGGUUAGGCAGUAGCCAUCGAAGGCAGAACCUCCUGGACUAGAGAUAGAUUUGGAGUGAGAAAUUUCUUGGUUUGGAGGUAUACAAUGCGAGACAGACCUCCCGUAUUAGUGGUACAUGUCGAGGGACUGAUGACCUGGUCUAGAGGUAGACCUUGUCGAGGGACAACCAACCUGGUUAGGAAGUAUACAAUUAAUGAAGAACCUCCUGGACUAGAGGUAGAUGUUGAGUGACUUGGUUUGGAGGUAGACAAUCCUCCUGUAUUAGUGGUACAUGUCGAGGGACUGAUCAUCUGGUCUGGAGGAAGACCUAAAAAGACAGACCACCUGGAUUAGAGGAAAAUGUUGUAGGACAAUAAUCCUGUUCAGGUGGUAGACAUUGUGGGACAGACCUCCUGAACUAGGAUACGUGUCAAGGGACAACCAACCUGGUUAGGAAGUAGACAAUUAAUGAAGAACCUCCUGGACUAGAGGUAGAUGUUGAGUGACUUGGUUUGGAGGUAGACAAUGUGAGACAGACCUCCCGUAUUAGUGGUACAUGUCGAGGGACUGAUAACCUGGUCUGGAGGGAGACCUAUAAAGACACCCCUGUAUUAGAGGUGAAUGUUCUAGGUCCGGUGGUAGACAUUGUGGGACAGACCACCUGGACUAGUGGUACCGGUCAAGGGACAACCAACUUGGUCAGGAAAUAGACAUUGAAGGAAGAACCUCCUGGACUAGAGGUCGUUUUUGAGUGGCAACCUUCUUGGUCUGCAGGUAGAUAUUUAAGGACAGACUUCCUGCACUAGAGGUUCAUGUUGAUGGACACAAUAUGAAAUCUGAAGCUCCUGAUCAAUGGCCACAAGAUGAAGAUGAAGAAAUAAAUGAUCAUGUUAAUGGACUGCAGGCAGAAGGGGUUCUGUAGAAACGGACACAGAAUGGGGGACAAAUGAAGGAGAAAGCAGAAGGUAAAUGAGACCUUCUCAGGGUACCGGGCUAACAACGAAUUGUGCCCAACACAGGAUAGCCAUUGGAGCGUGGGGUGAGGUGGGGACAGAGUAGAAAUGAAGAUGAUUCAUUGGUGAAUGGAUAGUACAUUUUUCUACAGUAAUGAUCCAAUCUGCUGGUCAGAGAGGACAGGGUAGAUUCUGUAUAGAACAUAUCUGGGGUUAUGGUCAGACUGGGGUUCUGUAUAUAUAGUUCCUGGUAUAAUGGUCAGGUUGUGUAGUAUUGUAUAUAUUAUAUCUGGGGUAAUGGUCAGAUUGGGUUUCUGUAUAUCUGGGGUAAUGGUCAGUUAGGGGUUCUGUAUAUCUGGGGUAAUGGUCAGAUUGGGUUUCUGUAUAUCUGGGGUAAUGGUCAGUUAGGGGUUCUGUAUAUCUGGGGUCAUGGUCAGAUUGGGGUUCUGUAUAUCUGGGCUUAUGGUCAGGUUUGGGUUCUGUAUAUUUGGGGUUAUGGUCAGGCUGGGCUUCUGUAUAUCUGGGGUAAUGGUCAGAUUGGGGUUCUGUAUAUCUGGGGUUAUGGUCAGAUUGGGGUUCUGUAUAUCUGGGCUUAUGGUCAGGUUGGGGUUCUGUAUAUCUGGGGUAAUGGUCAGGCUGGGCUUCUGUAUAUCUGGGGUAAUGGUCAGGUUGGGGUUCUGUAUAUCUGGGGUAAUGGUCAGGCUGGGCUUCUGUAUAUCUGGGGUAAUGGUCAGGUUGGGGUUCUGUAUAUCUGGGCUUAUGGUCAGGUUGGGGUUCUGUAUAUCUGGGGUAAUAGUCAGGCUGGGCUUCUGUAUAUCUGGGGUAAUGGUCAGGUAAGGGUUCUGUAUAUCUGGGGUUAUGGUUCUGUAUAUCAGGGGUAAUGGUCAGGUUGGGGUUCUGUAUAUCCGGGUAAUGGCCAGAUUGGGGUUGCUUGGCUUGGACAGCAACCCUAUCCCCACCUGUGAUUGGGCAAUGGCAGGGAAGUGGUACACGGCUGGGUCAUCAUUCUGCUCGAAUGACCGCAGUGGGCAACACAACGAAGUCUUAAUUGGCUAUUGAUGUGUUCUCCCCUCCUAUGAGCCUGCUGUACAGGGUGGAUAUCAGGACAGGUUUAGGUGUAUAUAUUUGAUGACCUCUUUAAUUGGCUGAAUGGUGCUUUUUAUAAUUAUUUAGUUAUUGCAGGCCUUCUUUUAGAAUGCUAGUUACCUGGCUGUGCUUGGUUUCAGUCCUUUCUGAUGCACUCUGGAAAUGAGGGUCAGAAUGUCUUCUCUAUCAUGGUUUCAGGUCUACAAUGGCGGAUCUCAUUCAAGACGGAGACAUUUCAACAAGAAUAUUCAUCGAAUCUUCUCAGGACUUGUCCUGUCUGUGACCAUUUUUUGGUCUUAUGGUUGGUGGGACAUUUGAUCCUGAUGAUGAUCUGAUCUUCACAAAUAUCUCAAAAACUUUCUUCAAAACCAAUUCAGCUCUGCCCCAAGAGAUAGGCAUGGACCUCCAGGUGGUUGCAUUCCUAAGAUCUUUCAAGGAUGGUGUGGGAGUCCAGGAGGUUGUAUACAUAAGAUCUUUCAGGGUUGGUGUGGGUGGGUGACGAGGAGGUUGUGUUCCUAAGAUCUUUCAGGUAUGGUGUGGGAGUCCAGGAGGUUGUAUACAUAAGAUCUUUUAGGGUUGGUGUGGGAGUCCAGGAGGUUGUGUUCAUGAGAUCUUUUAGGGUUGGUGUGGAGUUCAGGAGGUUGUAUACAUAAGAUCUUUUAGGGAUGAUGUCGGAGUCCAGGAGGUUGUAUACAUAAGAUCUUUUAGGGAUGAUGUCGGAGUCCAGGAGGUUGUGUUCCUAAGAUCCUUCACUGGUUUCCAGGACGAUUGUUGGGAAAUGUGAAUCAGAACGUGGUAUCUGAAGAGGACAAAUCAUGAUGUGGAAGAAUUUGUUUGUACAUUGUGUACAGUUUAUUUAUAUUGCUUUGUACAUACGCUGAGUUGUCUUGUGUAUGUGCUGUGAAAUAAAACUUGACUUCCUUAA